AUGGCUUUCGAGGCCGACAAGCACCUAGCAGCUGAGUGUACUACAGGCCGCGUCGAGCUCAGCGCGGCGCUGACCGCAGCGGAGGGGCUAGAGAAGGGCGGGUUUUCCCCUCAGGCCGCGGCUGGCGGCCGUCCGCUGCCCUCCCCCCGCGCCGUUCAGACGUUGCCUGACAGAUGUUCCUGGUUUGAAAAAGAAGACUUAAGUGAGUGUGAAAAACCAUGGAUUUUGUUACUGAAAGACAUCAGUCAAGAUUUACAAUGCACAAAUUGGCAAACAGUGCCCAGUUUUCCAGAAUUCUUUGGAAAGAGUUCUGAGGAAGACAGUCUACGAAAACAAGUCUUCACAAUUGGAAUGAAAGACUUUCAGUGGGUAUCAUUCCCAUCUUUUUGCAAAGAAAAAUGUCUAAACCCAAAGGAUCUUAGCUCCCAUCAGCUAACACAGAGCCAGAUCGACCAUUUGCAUAAAGGACGGGGCCAAGCAGAUAAACUGAAAAGUUUACCUUCUACAGCUGAGAAAACAUGCUGUGUAACUAUUACAGAUCAAGCCAAAAAUAUGGUUGGCAAUGACACAAAAGGUAUUUCAGAACUGGAUGCAAGUCCUAAAUCACGUAAACUCACUCAACACAGAAGUUCUACACACCACUUAACAUUGUCGCAAAGCUCUGGAAAAGCUUUUAGCUUUCAACAGCACUACAGAGGGGCUGUACAGAACAGCAGGGAAAACAGAAAAGAAAAUGAUAGGAAAGAGCUUCAAAUACAAACACAUCAAGGGAAUAUUUCAUUUGGUGAGGCCAGAUAUGCGCCUGCAGAAAAGAAGCCGCCUCUUGUGAGCGUACCUGGAACUGAAAGCUGCAAGGAGAAGACUGAAAAUCAGAGUGAAGGAUUGUCAACUCUUGACAGUUGCCCAAUGUGUCUGAUUCAUUUUAGUGGAACACUGUCACAACUGGAUAUUGAUGGCCAUCUUGCUAGGUGCUUGUCUGAAAGUGUAGAUGAUGUAAUGUGGUAAAUCCAGAAGAAUGAAGUGCGAAGGAACAAGGCCACGGAUGAACCUUUCUCAAAGGAAAAGAAAAAAAUGUGUCAAGGAAGCACGUCCUUGUUUCGAACUUGCUUAAAGAUCACAAACCAAUAACUCAACAGAAGGUCAAAGUGCCACCUGCCUGUUUGGGGUCUUUUUAUUUUAAAUCCUCUCAAAUGCAUGUAAAGUAGUUCUAGUUCUGAAAAUGGUGCUAUAGGAUGUCCCAGAGACCCCCAGGGAAAUCAGUCUUGGCACUCCUGGAAUCUGGGUACUUCUGAAAAAAAAAUGUACUAUUGUAAAUCCCUGAAGAACCAGUUUUUGUCUGAUGCACCAUAGUUCCGAAUCUCUAAGUGUAGAAGAAAGCAGCUGAACAAGAGAUAACUAUUAUUUAAUCUAAUCCAGAAGUUUACUGACCUUUUACUUUUUCUUCUAAACAGGUAAUCUGUGAAAAUAAGCUUAAUUAAAAAGUCAUUCAAGCUUAAUAUUUUUAAUGAUUUUAAUAUCUAAGUAAGAACUUAUAUGACUGUACAGUUGAUUCUGUGAGUAUAUCUAUGUUAAAAGAAAACGCAACCCAGACCAAAUAAAGGGCAUUUGUUUUUUUUUAUCUUUCUGAAAGAACACAGCUAAAUUCAUAACCUUACUUUGUAGGGUUCUAAGUCAGUAUCCACUUGAUUAACAUGACUAGUCUCAACUAACUAGGCUCCAGAAAGAACAUUUCUCCUGCCGGUUUCACAAGGUUCAAUAUAGUCAGUCAGCCAAAACAGCUGCUUUUUGCAUCAGUUCCAACCCUCUCCCUUAGAAACCACCAAUGUUUGAGAAUAAAGAACACCUGAGAGUUUCUUUUGGCUAGAAGGUAUUCAGAAGACUCAUCUACUGUUUUGGUAACUUCUUAGUAGUAGCAGGUAAACAUUUUGUAAGCUUGAGAAAAGCAACCUUUUCCAUGAAUGACAAUAAAUGACAUUUAGUGAUAGUUUAGUAACAACAAAUGGAAGGGAUGAAAUAAACUAGAAUAGGUCGUUCAUUUCCCCCAAGUACAGUUAAUUGUUUCCUGAACAGGGUAUCCUGUUCAUGCAGUAUACCGUGUCUCCAGUCACGGCCUUACAGUUCAAAUUAGUUUCUUGUCAAAGGGCUAUAUGCAAGAGUAAUACAGUUGUGCCCCUUUCAGCUAUUUUGAUCACAGCUGCCUUCACAUACAGAGGAGUGCAACUAGAUUAACAAACUUCAGUAUCUGAAUGGUUUUCUAUCUCAGCAAACCUCUGCCCUGGACCUCAAAAGUGUACAGUUCAGGUGCGACCCAAAGAUACAGAAUAAACAUAGAACACAGUAUCAAAAUACAGGAAGAAUCCUAUAGGUUUAAUUUACAAUGGGGUCUCUUUAAAAAGUGCAAGUUGGACAUAGCUCAGUUUACUGAUAAAUAAUAACAGUCUAUUAACUUUUUCAUUAAAGUCUUUAAUAGAUGUGCAAGAAUAUAAAUGAUCUUAGCUGUUAUGGAUUAGUAUACCAUCUUCUGCACAAUUAAAACUGGUCAGCAAAGAUCCCAACUAAUUAAUUAUACAAAACUACAAGAACAUAUUUACUGUUUUACAAUCAUUAAAUUAGCUAGAAUUUUCGUUUACUAUUUCAAAUAAGACAACUAUAUAUCAUUACCAGAUCCAUUUGUAAUAUAUUAGGAUUUUUUUUCCAAACCACACAUUUAAUUACAUCCUUCAUUUUCUUUUAUUUAUAAAACAAGUACUUUAUAUAAAAAAUUUCCCCUUCAUCAUGAACAGAACAUUAUUCAAACACUUGCACAUGAGCAACCAAACUUGUAUCCAGCAAACUAUUUGGCAACACAGCAACAUUGUAAAUGCCUGUAAAUUUUCAAAUAAAAUCAAGUAGUCUUUACAAUGUUUGUUUAGCAAA
Messenger RNA from Aptenodytes forsteri (emperor penguin), 2916 nucleotides. RefSeq names its product Fanconi anemia core complex associated protein 20 (gene FAAP20). Gene Ontology annotation, molecular function: ubiquitin binding. The transcript has 4 exons. The record is from RefSeq and is a predicted model, not a curated record. Bases 1 to 1005 code for a protein of 334 amino acids. NCBI's taxonomy places the organism in Eukaryota, Metazoa, Chordata, Aves, Sphenisciformes, Spheniscidae.